AUGUCGACGUCCAGUAUCGCAACGAAAGUGCUCAACCAUCCGGUGUUGGGGGACGUACAGGGCGUGCUUCUCGAGGACGGCAACAUCGACCAAUUCCGAGGCAUACCAUAUGCAGCCAUAUCAGCAAGAUGGACAGACCCCGUGAUUCAAGAAGGAAAGCUCAGUACGGACCUGUUUGAUGCGACGCAGUUCGGACCUGCCUGUCCUCAGGGGGCGGGAGCCCAACGGGCGGACGUAAACCUUGUCGGAGAUCUCCCUGUGGUGGAAAGAAACAUUGAAGAAAAUGAGAAUAACUGUCUAAACCUGGUGAUUACCAGACCUUCGCAGCUUCCACCAGAUACCAAAUUGCCAGUGAUGGUUUGCCAUCCAGAGCUGAAGCUUACGCUCACGCUACGAACCUCAGACCUUGUCAAGUUUGUCAGACAUUCCCUCGAUCAUGGAAACCCCAUUAUUGGUGUCUCGAUCAACUACCGCGUUGGAAUCUUCGGGUUCUUAGCUUCAGCACAGGCUGGUCUGCGGGGAAACUAUGGACUAAAGGAUCAAGCUUGUGCUUUCAGAUGGAUUCAGCAAAACAUUGGGGAAUUCGGCGGUGACCCUGGCUCGAUCACCGCCUUUGGAGAAUCAGCAGGAGGAAUUCGGAGGCCGCAGUCAAUGGCUUGGCAAGAAGCAAUGCUCAGAGAGAACCUUACGUAUCUUGGACUGGACGACUCAGAUCUAAAAGAAGUUAUCAACAAGCUUCGCUUGCUACCGGCAUCUGAUAUUGUCCAAGUAGUGCCGAUGGUUCAGCAUUGGAGCGCAACUUUGGAUGAAGACUUCCUCCCGGGGCUGCGUGCGGCAGACCUCACUAUCACGAACACGUGGUGCAAGAGCAUUUUGACAGGGGACAUGGCUCACGACGGCACCAUUCUACGCUCGCGGUACUUGGAUAGAAUGGAUGCAAAGGAGGUGACAAUUGCGGCAUGUAACGAUAUUCUCGGGUCUGAUCUGACCCAGAAGGUCCGGACAGCGUACUUGCUUGACACCGACAAGGCGGCAACGGGUAUGCUACUGCUCGCUUCAGAACUGCGGUUUUAUGCGCCAGUAUUGGCAGCAGGCAAAGGCUUUGGAUUGCCCCACGAUGUCAAAGUCCGCCAGUAUCACAUGGAUCAGGUCAGUUCGCCCGUGCCUGGCUUUAUUCCCGGCAAGAUUCUGACGUCGCGUGCUCCUCAGACAAACCCGCUUCCAGGUGGUCUACAUGGGUUUGCUUCGCAUGCUCUCGACAUUGCAUAUCUACUUGGCAAUUUUGAGCCUUGGCUCGCACGUGAAGACGUUGAGUUGGGCAGGCGGUUCGCUGAGGCAGUACUGGAGUUUGCGCACGACGGAAAACGAGACAGCGACGACGUGAUAGCUGUGGGUCCCGAACACAAACUUCAGAUCUUGUCCGCUGAGCAGUAUGAUGCCAAGUAUCGGGACGGUCGAGGCAAACUUCUCGCAGAGAUUGGCUGGAAGAAAUGCUUGACAUUGGGCGAGCGACUUCAGGGGUUCCCGUAUCCUGAGUUGUGA
Verticillium dahliae VdLs.17 is the source of this 1542-nucleotide messenger RNA. RefSeq lists its product as uncharacterized. Lineage: Eukaryota; Fungi; Ascomycota; Sordariomycetes; Glomerellales; Plectosphaerellaceae. The record is from RefSeq and is a predicted model, not a curated record. The transcript is spliced from 6 exons. Bases 1 to 1542 code for a protein of 513 amino acids.